This is a messenger RNA of Saccharomyces eubayanus, 1224 nucleotides long. RefSeq names its product translation initiation factor eIF5 (gene TIF5). The transcript has a single exon. Gene Ontology annotation, molecular function: translation initiation factor activity; GDP-dissociation inhibitor activity; eukaryotic initiation factor eIF2 binding. Gene Ontology annotation, cellular component: cytosol. NCBI's taxonomy places the organism in Eukaryota, Fungi, Ascomycota, Saccharomycetes, Saccharomycetales, Saccharomycetaceae. The coding region runs from base 1 to 1224 and encodes 407 amino acids. Gene Ontology annotation, biological process: formation of cytoplasmic translation initiation complex; translational initiation; formation of translation preinitiation complex. The record is from RefSeq and is a predicted model, not a curated record.
AUGUCCGUUAACAUUUGUAGAGACAACCAUGAUCCAUUCUACCGUUAUAAAAUGCCUCCAAUCCAGGCCAAGGUGGAAGGUAGAGGUAACGGUAUCAAAACAGCAAUUCUGAACGUGGCUGACAUCGCCCAUGCGUUGAACAGACCUGCUCCAUACAUCGUCAAGUACUUCGGUUUCGAACUGGGUGCUCAAACUUCUAUUUCCGUCGACAAAGAUCGUUAUUUGGUUAACGGUGUUCACGAACCUGCUAAGUUGCAAGACGUGUUGGAUGGGUUCAUCAACAGGUUUGUUCUUUGUGGAAGUUGUAAGAAUCCAGAAACCGAGAUCAUAAUCACCAGGGAUAGCGAUUUGGUCAGAGACUGUAAGGCUUGUGGUAAGAGAACUCCAAUGGACUUGAGACACAAACUAUCGUCUUUCAUUUUGAAGAACCCACCUGAUUCCGUUUCCGGCUCCAAGAAGAAGAAGAAGGCAGCCACAGCUUCCGCCAAUGUCCGUGGUGGUGGGCUAUCCAUUAGUGAUAUUGCUCAAGGUAAAUCUCAAAACGCUCCUUCGGAUGGCACUGGUUCAUCCACUCCACAACAUCAUGACGAGGAUGAAGAUGAGUUGUCGCGUCAAAUUAAGGCCGCUGCUUCCACUUUAGAAAAUAUCGAAGUCAAAGAUGACGAAUGGGCCGUUGAUAUGUCUGAAGAAGCCAUCAGAGCUCGUGCCAAAGAACUAGAAGCUAACUCUGAACUCAGCCAAUUAGAUGAAUACGGUGAAUGGAUCUUAAACCAAGCUGGUGAAGACAAGGAAAACCUUCCAUCUGACGUGGAACUAUAUAAGAAGGCCGCUGAACUAGAUAUUUUGAACGAUCCAAAAAUUGGUUGUGUCUUGGCCCAAUGUCUUUUUGAUGAAGAUAUCGUAAACGAAGUCGCUGAACACAAUGCAUUUUUCACUAAAGUUUUGGUCUCUCCGGAAUACGAGAGAAACUUUUUGGGUGGUAUUGAAAGAUUCUUAGGUUUAGAACACAAGGACUUAAUUCCAACAUUACCCAAAAUUUUGGUUCAGUUAUACAACAAUGACAUCAUUUCAGAAGAGGAAAUCAUGAGAUUUGGUACCAAAACAUCCAAGAAAUUCGUACCUAAGGAAAUAUCCAAGAAGGUUCGUAGAGCUGCGAAACCAUUCAUUACAUGGUUGGAAACCGCUGAAAGUGACGAUGAUGACGAGGAAGAAGACAAUGAAUAG